Messenger RNA from Scheffersomyces amazonensis, 230 nucleotides. RefSeq lists its product as uncharacterized. Lineage: Eukaryota; Fungi; Ascomycota; Pichiomycetes; Serinales; Debaryomycetaceae. The annotation marks the transcript as partial. The transcript has a single exon. The record is from RefSeq and is a predicted model, not a curated record.
AUGUUGGAUGUUGGAUGUUGGAUGUUGGAUGUUGGAUGUGUUGGAUGUUGGAUGUUGGAUGUUGGAUGUUGGAUGUUGGAUGUUGGAUGUUGGAUGUUGGAUGUUGGAUGUUGGAUGUUGGAUGUUGGAUGUUGGAUGUUGGAUGUUGGAUGUUGGAUGUUGGAUGUUGGAUGUUGGAUGUUGGAUGUUGGAUGUGUGGAUGUGUGGAUGUUGGAUGUUGGAUGUUGGAU